Molecule: messenger RNA, 945 nt
Organism: Xenopus laevis (African clawed frog)
Lineage: Eukaryota; Metazoa; Chordata; Amphibia; Anura; Pipidae
Gene: snx18l.L
Product: sorting nexin-18-like
Exons: 3
Coding region: 1-945 (314 amino acids)
Source: RefSeq, a predicted model, not a curated record
AUGGUCUGUUGUGAAGCACUCACUGAAGCACUUAGUUACUCAUAUGAAGGAGUAUCACAGAAGGCGACCACUCCAGCACCAACGGGAGGAAAGAAAAAUUCCAAAGAAGGAGAUCCCGAUAACCCGGCACAGCUCUCUCCAGAGCCAUUGAUCCCAGUAUGGGACGACGAAUGGGACGACAGUAGCUCCACUGUGGCCGAGGAACCAGCUGGUCCGACGUGUGGCAGUUACUCGGGCGGUUACCAUGACUACGAAGGCUCCGGCAGCAGCAGAUUCCGCUUAUCCACCCACUCCGACCUGCCGCCCAGCCCUUACUCCACCUCCGCCUCCAUCGCCUCCUCACAAGCCCCGGGCAAAGGCUCCGCCACGGUCAGCCGCAACCUCAACCGCUUCUCGGUCUUCGUGAAGAGCGGCUGGGAGGCUUUCGUACUGGGGGAGGCGGCGGGGUUCGUGCGUGACGGGGACAAGCUGUGUCUGGUGCAGGGGCCGGACGGGCCUGAGUGGCAGGAGAAUCCCUACCCGUUCUGCUGUAACAUAGACGAGCCCACGAAGCAGACCAAGUUCAAGGGCAUAAAGAGUUACAUCUCGUACCGACUCCUCCCCAGUCACACGGGGCUGCAGGUUCACCACCACUACAAACACUUCGACUGGCUCUACGCGCGUCUCCUCUACAAGUUCUCCGUCGUGUCGGUGCCGCGCAUCCCGGAGAAACAGGCCACGGGGAGGUUCGAGGAGGAUUUUAUCUCCAAGCGCAGGAAGGGGCUGGUGUGGUGGAUGGAUCACAUGUGCAGUCACCCGGUGCUGGCGCGAUGCGACGCCUUCCAGACUGGCCGUAAGUCUCCUCCUGUCCUUUCCCUCGCACUGAGCUGUGGAGAUACUGGGAUCAACUGUGUGCAACCGGGAGGGCAUGGGGACAGAGAUCCGGAAUCAGGACUGCUUCUCUGA